UCCCGCGCUUUCGCAAUGCUUCGUCUACCCUCUCCUCCUUCCUCCCGUCCAUCUCCCUCGCGACGCCAGCCCCCUCAGAUAUUUUCCCCACCCGCCUGCCGCGUUAUAUGUACAGGCUGGCCCCCUCCAACGCUUUCCCUCGUCGCCCGCCUCCAGUCGCAAUCAUCAUCAUCCAUCCAUCCCGAGCACAGCACAGCACAGCUAAUGCUCUAGCACCAGCGCGCGAUAGGCCACGAGGGGGAGCAGGAGGCCGGUCGAAGAGCCCAGCGAGAUACUGAAGCCUUGAGGGUGCAACCCAGGACUGGUCGUGUCGUGUGAUGAGCGGGAAGCGGGGGAUAGGAGGGAUGGCGAGAUCCUACUACGCCGUGCUCGGCGUGCAGCCGGGCGCGUCCGCCGCCGAGAUACGCGCCGCGUAUCACCGCCUCGCCAUGAGGUGGCACCCGGACAAGCUCGCCAAUGGCCGCGUGGAUCCGGCGCUCGCGGAGGAGGCCAAGAGCAGGUUCCAGCAGAUACAUGAGGCCUACCAAGUGCUGUCGGACGAGAAGAGGAGGGCUUUGUACGACGCCGGGAUGUACGACCCUCUCGACGACGACCAGGAGGAGGUGGAGGGAUUCCACGACUUCCUCCAGGAGAUGAUCUCGCUCAUGGCGACCGUGGGGAGAGAGGAGCCCGUGUACAGCCUGGACGAACUCCAAUCCAUGCUCGACGGGAUGAUACAGGACUUCACCACGCCGCAGCCUGCGCCGAGCGGCUUCUUCACCGGUGCGCCAAUGCCGUUCGGCAAACAGAGCAGCGUGGAGCAGCAACGCGGCGCCUCCUCGCGGAUGCAAACCCCAAGGGUCGGCGACGCUGCCUGCUUCUGCCGCCGGACGGCUUUCUCCCGGUGAUGAUUUUUUUGAACGAUGCUCCCGGUGAUCAUUUGAGUCGAAUUUUCAUCCAUCCGGCAGAUGUGUACAAGUGUACAUGUUCAGUGAUAAGGAGACCCACAUCGCGCAGUGCGAUGCAGAAGUAGGGAAUCGAUGGGGGUUUCCCAGCUCGUAAAAUGCACGAAGCAGGAGUCAAUCAGGGGCAUCAUCCAUUUGUGAUUGGGAACACAUUUGCGAUUGGUGUCUUUGGUGUAGAAUGCAGAAUCCCCACUGAGCAGAAACUUGAAAGAUUUUUGUUGGCUCGGGUCUGAAUGUUGUAUAUACGUCGAGUGUAAUACGUUAAGAACAGCUGUGUUGCCUCUGUA
This is a messenger RNA of Phragmites australis (common reed), 1231 nucleotides long. RefSeq lists its product as uncharacterized. Bases 318 to 887 code for a protein of 189 amino acids. The transcript is spliced from 5 exons. NCBI's taxonomy places the organism in Eukaryota, Viridiplantae, Streptophyta, Magnoliopsida, Poales, Poaceae. The record is from RefSeq and is a predicted model, not a curated record.